AUCUGUUUCUUGUCUGGUUUCGGUUUGGGUAUGUUUAAUGGCGUAUGGGGCUUUGCCAGAGUCCAACAUACAGAUAGAAUUGAAGCUAAAAUGACACAGAAUCACAAGCUCUAUUUUCAUCAGAUUACUCAUAAGUCAUCAUUCCGCCAUGGAUUCUGCUUGGAAGUCUUUGAGUGAACAGCUGUCAAUCAUUUCCUCCGAAGGGGAGAAAUUGCAGACGACCUUCAGAAAACUUGAGCAGAAUAUCAAAGUUACAACAGAUAGACUUAAAUCAGAUAGUAAAAGAACUGGAAUCGACCAAGCCAAAAAUGCUUACCGCUCAAACUUAGAACAAUACAUUGAUGAGCUUUUGGGACGACUGAACGACAGAAAGCGGGAAAAUGAAAGCCUGGAGAUGGUAAUAAAGGAACUUAACCAAAAAGCUUAUGAAUUAGAAGCGGAAGCGGCCUCCCUUAAAAUCGAACUGGAAAAUCUUAGGAAGGAAAAUAAAACCCUAAAAUUUGAAGUUACAAAAAUUAAUUCGGAUGAGAGAACUUCUUUGAAGAAAGCAAU
Messenger RNA from Mercenaria mercenaria, 552 nucleotides. RefSeq lists its product as uncharacterized. Lineage: Eukaryota; Metazoa; Mollusca; Bivalvia; Venerida; Veneridae. The record is from RefSeq and is a predicted model, not a curated record.